Vitrella brassicaformis is the source of this 1425-nucleotide messenger RNA. NCBI's taxonomy places the organism in Eukaryota, Vitrellaceae. The record is from the annotation of a GenBank genome assembly.
CGGAAAGGCCGGGAGGAAGAACGCAAAUGAGGAGCGCACUGCUGCAGAUUGUGAACGCCGCUUGUGCGGCAACGAGUCUUCGACUGCUUCUCGCUCUGCCGGCUGCCUCUAUUGCGUCCCAUGGCAGCCAGUCGCAUCUCCCAUCGACAGCCCUCACCCCUGCAUUCACACCGUCUUUACUGAGGAGAAGCAUCCCUGGCCAUGAGGCGGCGAUGCCAUCUGCGAUGACACAGCGGCGCCGGUGUGUGCGGAUGAACGUGUUGACGGAUCUAUGGGGAGGCUAUCUGAGCAGCCUGGACGCCCAGCCGCUGCUCACCAAGUGCCUCACCAGCGGCGUCAUCCUGCCAGCCGCAGACAUCGCAGCACAGGUGUGUGCAUACGGCCGAGGCGAUACAACACCCAUGUGAGCUUGUCGUCGAUAUGGUGCCUCUUUGUUCACUGCAGUUGAUCGAGAAGCGCGGAGAUCCAUCAGCGCCACGCGGCAUUGACUUCACCCGCACCUCCCGAUGGCUGGCGGCCGGCUUCCUCCUCCACGCCCCAUGGAACCACUACUGGUACAACUUUCUCGACGCCCGUGUGCCGCCGCCCACCGAGCCGCUGAGCGGCAUCAAUUUCUUGAGGCUGGCGUUGGAUCAGUUCCUGCAGGCGCCCGUCUUCACGGCCCUCUUCUUCGCUGGUCAGUGCAAAGGACAUAGAGAAGGCAGAAUGACGACUCUCGUGUCAUUUGUGUGUGUGUGACAUUGUGUGUGCAGUGCUGCAGCUGCUGGAGGGCGCUAACACUCAGGGCGUGCGGGACAAGCUGAGCCGAGACUGGUGGAGCACCAUGAAGACCAACUGGGUGGUGUGGCUGCCCGCGUCCUUCAUCAACCUGGCCUUCGUGCCGACUGCUCUCAAGCUGCUGUACGUCAACGUGGUGAGCCGGCAUGGCGUGAGGAGGGCAAGAGCCGACCGAAGCCGCACACUGUGAUUCUCUGGUGUCUGUGUGUUGUCAGGUGUUCUACUUUUGGUCUAUAUUCCUGUCGAUUGUGGCCAACAGAGAUGUAGAGCCGCAGAAACAGACAUGAGAGAGACUCGUGCCGGUGGUCUGAUGGUAAGUACUGCUCUCGCCCCCUUGGUGUUUUGCGUCUGUAUCAUGUCGUCCGUCACGAUGGUGGACACAGUGGCAUCCAGUCUGUGUGUCGCCUGCGUGGACGGGGGGAGGUUCAGAUGCGGACACAAAGGGGCAAGAGCGCCGGGUGCCUAGGGGGUGUAUGUGCGAGAGUUUCCAUGACAGCUCAAGUACAUAUGAGUGACGUGCUCAUGACGGGUUUUUCGGUCUCUGUUCCUUCAUUGAUGUGUGUUACGCUACACGCGACGAUGUCGCCGACAUACAUACAUGUAACCUGUCUGUCUUCCAGCCUGCCUGUUAAGGUGGGGUGCGGUGUG